UGUUAUAUGAGUUCAUCGUUCUUGUGUCUGUAUUCACCGUCUGCAACACACAACGAACUUUGUUAAGAGCAAAAUGCGGGCGAGCACGUCGGGAAAAUCCGCGGAGACAGCAGUUGAGGAUAUCGAACAAGCACAUGCAGAAUGAUCCAUUUCUCGCAACCUUAAAAAGACAUGAAGACCCUCAAAAGAUGUCCUCUUUAAGGCGUUGGAUAGCCGUUUUUGUCAUUGGCCUUGGCGCUCUGUGCGCCACCUCGGCGUCUUCAAAUGGACGCUUUCACGGAGACGGGCAGUGCUGAAACUUUCCGCGUAUCGCAUGAGGUCGCGAUACUCGGCAUUAGCUUGUUUGUUCUUGGGCUUGGUAUUGGGCCGCUACUUGUCGGCCCUCUCUCCGAAGUUUAUGGUCGGAAUAUCAUAUACAGAGUUUCAUAUAUUUCAUUCUUUAUUUUGACAUUCCCGGUCGCCUUCGCUCCGAACAUCGCCGUCUUCCUUAUGUUCCGGUUAUUGACGGGUUUUUGCGGGUCGGCGUUCUUGAGCGUAGCUGGUGGCUCUGUAAGUGACCUGUUUCCGGACUCGGAGGUGGUCAAUCCCAUGGGUGUCUACACGGUGUCACCGUUUAUCGGACCGACCCUCGGUCCAUUGAUUGCUGGGUUCAUCAACCAGAACCUUGAUUGGCGAUGGACCUAUCGCAUAGACUUGUGCUGGAUCUUUGGACAGUGCAUCCUUUUGUUCAUUUUUGUCCCUGAAACUUAUGCGCCUGUCCUACUCAAGAGGAAAGCUGCCAGACUACGAGAGCAAACGGGUAAUCCAAAAUAUUGUGCUCCCUUGGACAGAAGACAGGGUAGCUUAGCUUCCGCGGUCUUGAUCAGUUGCUAUAAACCCUUUCAGCUCCUGCUGUUCGAUAGAAUGGCACUCCUCCUGAAUACGUGGAAUGCGUUGUUAUUGGGGGUGCUGUACCUGGCGUUCCAAGCGUUUCCGGUUAUAUUCGAAGACAAGCAUCAUUUCAACGUCCAAAUGACGGGUCUCUCAUUCGUUGGACUUGGUAUCGGAAUGCUUGUUGCUCUCUCCACAUUACCGUUCUGGAACAGAUUGUUUGCACGCAAAGCAAAGCAAUUUGGUAGGGCGUAUCCGCCAGAGAUCAGGCUAAUCAUGGGUCAAGUUGGCAGCGUCCUUGUACCAAUCGGCUUGUUUUGGCUUGCCUUCACCACCUAUUCCGGUGUUCCUUGGAUCGUCCCCAUGAUUGCCUCAGUCCCACUCGGGGCUGGCAUCUUUUUCUCCUUCAUGUCGACCUUUAUGUACCUCGUUACUGCAUACCGCCCUAUUUCAGCCUCGGCAAUGGCGAGUAAUGCUGCCCUCCGGUGUAUAUUUGCCGCCGCUUUCCCCCUUUUUGUUGGUCCAAUGUACGACCGCCUAGGAACAGUCGGGGCAACGGCGCUCUUGGCGGGUCUUACGACAAUCAUGGCUCCACUACCAUUUAUUUUCUACCGUAUUGGAGAGCGGUUACGGAAGAAGUCACCAUUCGCAGUUAGCUGAUCUAGACUUUGUACUACUAGACAUAUCCACCCCAUCCAAUAUAUCUUCGCAGGUCUACGUGCGUCAGGCUUGCUAAUAAUGACAGAAAG
This is a messenger RNA of Pisolithus orientalis, 1619 nucleotides long. RefSeq names its product MFS general substrate transporter. The record is from RefSeq and is a predicted model, not a curated record. Gene Ontology annotation, molecular function: transmembrane transporter activity. Gene Ontology annotation, biological process: transmembrane transport. The transcript has 15 exons. Bases 265 to 1530 code for a protein of 421 amino acids. Lineage: Eukaryota; Fungi; Basidiomycota; Agaricomycetes; Boletales; Pisolithaceae.